This is a messenger RNA of Nothobranchius furzeri (turquoise killifish), 8915 nucleotides long. It is a transcript of the gene tet1, whose product is annotated as tet methylcytosine dioxygenase 1. Gene Ontology annotation, molecular function: DNA binding; DNA 5-methylcytosine dioxygenase activity; zinc ion binding. Gene Ontology annotation, cellular component: nucleus. The record is from RefSeq and is a predicted model, not a curated record. Gene Ontology annotation, biological process: positive regulation of transcription by RNA polymerase II. NCBI's taxonomy places the organism in Eukaryota, Metazoa, Chordata, Actinopteri, Cyprinodontiformes, Nothobranchiidae.
AUAAGAGGGAUUUACGUUCUAACGGCCGUCGCUCUCUGUCAGGACUACGCGGCCGAAAAGCCCCGGUUCCGCUCGACGUUCACUCCCGUUGCUGGUGCUGGUACCAUGUCCGUGUGUCAUCGUAUGGAGAGGAUUGAACUUUGUCUAUAUUUACCAAGGAGGGGAACCAAUACAAGGUCUCGCUGUCUCGCUGGAGCGGAGUAUUAUUAGCAGUUCAGACAGUGCAACUGUCUCUCUGUGGUGGUGCAUUGCACACUGGCAUCAUAACUUGUUCAAGAGUAAAGUGCAACCGAAGGAGACUGGAUAUUCAAAACGUUAUUUUCUUUUCUGAGCAAGCGACAGACAUCACCUGGUUCCCAUGCUGGCUUCGAGAAGUCCUCUCCUCCACGCCCACAGCCAUGCCUGCUACCGCCAAAUCCACCAGGAGACAGACACCUGCUCUGAGGAAAAAAAGCCAGAGAGAGAUCACAAUCAAGCCCCAGACCCGUAAUUCUGAGAAAUCCAGAGGGAAAGCCGCAGAAAAGCCCCUGAAGCCACCAGCAGAGUCCACAAGAUCAACAACAACAACAACUAGAGCGCAGGCAAAGUCAGGAAGAAGCCCACGUGGUAGAGGUAAAGAUGCCAGCAGGUCCCCUGGCAGAGUUAGCAAUCCUCGAAGUGCAACAGGACCCGGAAGGGCUAGGAGGUCAACCAGUCAGGCUGAAAACCGUGGUAAGUCACAGGAACCUUCAGGUCAGAGGAGGUCCCAACGGGACACGCAGGUAUCCGCUAGUUCCUGUCGGCCUCCUAAACCACGCAGAGGAAGGAAAAAAAGCAGGGGGUGCGCAGGAAGAAGAGCUUCAUCCCAGCAGCAAAAGAAUAAAAACAAACCUUCAAAUGUUAAAGAUCCUACUCAUGACAAAGCUAAUGAAGAACUGGACAAUAGCGGCGAAGACAAAAUUCCCAGAGCUGAUCAUGAAAAUGUUGCUGAAGCUCCUCCAGAUGUUAAAGAGCAGGGCCUUGGAUGUGAGGGCAGCUCUCUUAAAGAGGAUGUGUGUGAUAACACACAGGAAAACGACGUGCAGAACAGUUGUGGCAGUGAAGACUCAAAGACCGUCAGCUAUAACUGCAAAGGUGACCUGAAGCAAGUCACUGAGGUCACAGUUAGCCAUGACACUGACGGACAGCUGAGUAUCAGUGACAGGAGGGAAGAUCACGCCUCGGGCACCUCAGAUUUAACCAGCAGUGGCUCGUUGGGGGUGCAGAGAGGUGGUGAGGAAAACGACACCUCAUCCAUCACUAGAAAUGAGCCUGAUGAUGUUCCCAGUGGUGGUACGCAGGAUGACGGGUGUGCUGUCCAACAAGAGGAGGGUAAGAUGUUGGAUGUGAAAGAGAACGGGGCGGAUGAAAGCGGAUCAGUUGUCACAGAGAUAAAAGACGAGGCAGAUCAUGAGAGAGAAGAGAAUACAGAAGCAGAGAUGAUUGUUGAACAGCAAAACGAGACCGCGGAGGAGAAGAAAGAAGUUGCUGGGGGUACCUGUGAGAGCGAAAACGGAGGAAACAAAAGAAAGCUAAGCGGCAUCUCCAGCAGCACGGCUCAGUUCCAAACCAGCACUCCAACCAGUCAAACCCCUGAUCCACCUCAGUGUAAUAUGGAACUGAGUGCACACGUGUUACUGGUUUCCAACACAGCUACCUCAAAUCCAACCAAAUCCCUCUCCACCUUUGUUUCUUCUGAGCUUGGAGCUGUGAGCAAGGCCGAAACAGAUAUUCAAACUACCCUUCAUGGUGCUAAACCUCAACACCCAGAUUCCUCAGCGGCUCCUGCCGCGGCUCCGAAGGUGCAGACUGUUAUAGUGAAAAGAAACAUGCCGGUGAUCGUCUGUAGGGACACCCUCAAACCUAGAAACAUAGAAGACUCCGUCAACAGAAAACAGCCAAACCUAGUGGUUCUUUCACCCGAGGAUGAAAGACAAGAUUUCACACCAACGGAGAUCAGAAACAGAGAAUUCAAUCAAGAGAAGAGCUGGAAAGAAACAUCCGUACUCUCCUUUUCACCCCUUAUUCAGUCAAGCACUGGCGCCCCCGCAAAAGUUAAUAAACCAAACCUCGGCGAGGACAGCGUCCAGGUGGCAGUGGAGGACUUAGUGCCAAAGAUCUCGACUCCUACUCUUGACAGCAGCUCCACCCUCUCCUACAGCUCAGAAAGCACUCGCUCCUCGUUUUCUUUUGACACCGAGUCCGAGACGGGGUACGGAGAGGCCGGCCUGUUGGCUCUACCUGGAUCUGGGAGCUCGGGAGACCCGAGCUCGCUCUCGUCUCUGAGACCACAGAGGAAAGAGAGGAGGAAGCGUAGCAGGUGCGGCUCGUGCGAGCCGUGCCUCAGGAAGAUUAACUGUGGCCAGUGCAGCUGCUGCCUCAAUCGCAGGACGGGCCACCAGAUAUGUAAGCUGAGGAAGUGCAUGGAACUGAAGAGGAGAAGGUCUUCAUCUCUAAUUGGUCCCUGUGAUGCACAGGUGGCUCCAGAAAGCGGGUUGGUAAAUGGCAAAGGCAAAGGCAAAGCACAGAUGGAUGGCACCGACAUGGCAGCGGAGGAGGAUGAAGGGGAGGAAGACCACAUACCUCAUUUACAAUCUCACCCCAACGCUCGGUUACUAAGCCACAGCCUGGUCUCAGACCACAGCAGACAGUCGGCACUUAUGAAAAGAGGGUCUGGGGUGGAUUUCAACAGCAUUGCGCUUCACCAACAUGUAUGCUCUUCUGUGAUGUUUCACAAUGGUUCUGAAGAGAACCACGCAAAACCUAACGGUGCUAACACGACCAGUGGGUCACACUCGGUCCUGAAAUCUAACUGUAAACGGACUACAAUGGCAACGGAGCUGCAGAGGACAAUAAUCACUGCGAUUCCUAAAGACGGCCCCGCGGGCGAACUCAAGACACUUCCGGACGACGUGCCGCUUCCACUAAAGAAGAUAAAACUGGAGGAGCCAUGGUUGUUGAUCACUGAGCAGACCUCUGCACCACUGAGUACUGGAGAUGGUGUGGCCGAUGAUCCACUAUCCAUGCUGGCAGCUGUGGUCUGUCUGUCCGUCACAGAGAGAAAGGGACUGGAGGAGAAACUCUUUGGAUCACGCUCUUCUAUUCUUCGCUCCAUUAAAACCGAGCCGGCAGAUUUGCACUUUGUGAAAACAGAAAAAAGUGAUUUCAAGAAUAAUUUAUGUCAGAAAAGCACUCCUGUUGCCUUGCAAAGGAUCCCCCUGCCUGUCAAAAGUGAACCUCCUUCAAAUGACUUGUUACCAAGCGUGCAGUCUUUGGCAGAGAGGAGGAAUCUCAGUUUUGAUCAGGCUGUUGCGAUCGAGGCCUUGACUCAGCUGGCAGCUAUACCUCAAAGCACUGCAGGUUCCAUCAAAGCUGAAUAUCCACUUUCUUCUGCUUCCCAUUUCCCAACUUCCAGUACUGUUCUUCACGAAGCCAAACCUACAGCAGCUAUUCACUACAACAAAGUGUCGGUCAUCAGCUCACCACUACACCAGACGUCAGUGAUAUGCCCUCCUGUGGCCCAGCAAGGAAACGUCAUCCAGUGCUCCCGGAGGCUGAGCUCCGACUCAAAUCCGUCUGUUCCAGGAGACUUAGAAAGGGACAAAAUGCCUCGCAGGUGGACAGAGCAGGGCUACGGUAUUCACGUCAUCAAGUCACAAUGCAGCUUUAAAGAGUCCAGUCACAUAAGGUUCAGUAAGGAUCCGCAGCAGCGGAUUGAGGAGGACAGGGACAGGUUUGCCAGUAAGGUGAGGAGGAACCGAGAGGAGGAGGAGGUGGCAGCUCAGCUGGCGGACCUGGCCUUCAUCAUCCAGUCACGACACAACCAGCCGUCGGAGAACAACCCUCCAAAGGGAAUGCCUGUCUCAGCUAUUAAAUACAACUACAAAUCCCAGCAGCCCCCCAGUCAGAAAAAGACCUCCAUUAAAAAAAUAAAAGCAACUCCUCCAAAGCCUCAGAAGAAGAAAAGCGAUGGGUUACAAGAGGGAAUCAAGCGCAGGACCCCGCUCUCUAAACGCACGUCGAAUGGAGAGACACCCUACAGGGGCAGAGGCCAGAAGAACCUGCUGCGUGGGAAAACAGGACAUCACCACAAGAAGAACCUUUUCCUGCCUCAGGCGCAGAUUGACCUGAAGAAGUAUUUGGCCGAGACUCAAGAAGGAAGGAGACAACUCAUCCAACACAGUAGCACCCACAAUGCAAGUCUCUUAGGGCAGCAGGCUCAAAAUUACAGCACUCUCGCACGAACGAGCCACACUUACAGUCAAGAAAGCCAGCUUUGCAAUGGGACACCUCACCAACACAACCUAUGUAAUGGUUUUGAUGCAGGACCAGAAGAGGUCCCCUUAUUAUCUCAGGUAGCGCAGCCUUGUGGUGGGCUGCAGCACGGUGCUGAUCCCAAUGCCAGCCCAGCAAGAACUGCUUUCCUCAACCACGCUGGUGGGCACCAUGGGCUGGCCAACAGCUUUUCUGUGGCACCCCAGUCCCCCCCUCCAAGUCAACAGGGCUACUACAAGUUGGAGAGGUCAGGACCUGUCACUGUCUUGUCCACGGAGACUGGUGGGGUUCUGGGGAACUCCACAGAGUCCACUCCAACCAGAAACAGCAUCAACAACUUUCUGGAUUCCCCCAUGAGCUUCCUUGACACCCCAGUGAAGAAUUUGCUCAAUACACCUUCCAAAAAACUGGCCGAUCUUCCACCCUGUCAGUGUGUGGACCAAAUCGUUGAAAAGGAGGAGGGUCCUUACUAUACUCAUCUCGGCGCGGGCCCCAGUGUUUCUGCAGUCAGGGAGCUGAUGGAGAACAGGUAUGGGACCAAGGGAAACGCAGUGAGGGUGGAAGUUGUUGUUUACACUGGGAAAGAAGGCAAGAGCUCCCAGGGGUGUCCCAUAGCUAAAUGGGUGAUCCGGCGGGCGAGUGAGGAGGAGAAGCUGCUGUGUUUGGUCCGCCAGAGACCAGGGCACCGCUGCGACGCAGCCGUGCUGGUGAUCCUCAUCCUGGCGUGGGAGGGAAUCCCACGCUCAUUGGCAGAUCACCUCUACCAGGACCUCACAGAGACCCUCUUUAGAUAUGGCUCUCCCACCAGCCGGCGCUGCGCCCUCAACGAGGAUCGCACAUGUGCAUGCCAAGGUUUGGACCCGGACACGUGCGGGGCUUCCUUUUCCUUUGGCUGCUCUUGGAGCAUGUACUACAAUGGCUGCAAGUUCGCUCGCAGCAAAGUGCCUCGCAAGUUUCGGCUGCUUGGAGACUACCAGGAGGAGGAGAAGAAGAUAGAGAGCAAUCUCCAGAACCUUGCCACUAAUCUUGCUCCACUCUACAAACAACUGGCUCCUGAGGCUUUCCAAAACCAGGUUGAAAAUGAAGCAGGAGGGUGGGAUUGCCGGCUGGGCACCAAGGAGGGUCGUCCUUUCUCCGGGGUCACAGCUUGCGUAGAUUUCUGCGCCCACGCUCACAAAGACACCAGCAACAUGAACAACGGCAGCACUGUGGUUUGCACUUUAACAAAGGAGGAUAACCGUGCAGUGCGCAACAUACCAGAAGAUGAGCAGCUUCAUGUUCUGCCGCUUUACAAGAUGUCUGACAAGGAUGAGUUUGGUCAAGCGGAGGGUCAGUGGGCUAAAAUCCAAAGUGGUGCCCUGCAGGUUCUGUCUUCCUUCCCCCGAGAGGUGCGUUUGCUGGCUGAGCCGGUGAAAUCGGCCCGUAAGGUAAGACAAGAAGCUCGUCUGAAGGCUCAAGCUGAGAAGAUGGAGAAGAAGCUUGGGCUGGCUGCUCUCACACCUGGGAAGGUGAAAACGGAGACGCAAAGCAAAGGAGAGGAGGCGCUAGGCCUGUACAGCUCUUACGGACUGCCUCCCAGACCUGCCAGUGUUGGGAGGUCUCCACCAGAGAGAAGUCAACCCAGCGCUUACAGCCAGAGCACUGGCAGCUACUCCUCUCCAGGAGCUGGGGUCACACUGCAUAGGGAAGUCCUCCCCAGCGUUCACCAUGGCCUCCAUUUUGGACAGAACAGCUCAGCUGUCAGUUAUGAGACAGGAAGUGGCACCCGGAGCGGUUAUUCUCCAGCAUCUCGGGAGCAGGGUUCUCCUUUGGAACGUAUACCUCCACUGAACACCCUUAGAGACUAUUCCUUUAAAACUGAGCCAAGUGAGGUGCUCUGCUCUGCCCUGCACAGACUCUCCCCCAGUGGAAGCGCUCCUCCCCCGCACCCUUCCUCCCUCUCCCCCCGACCUACCUCAGAGGGCCUCUUCAGCAGGCUCAAUGGACUCCUGCGACCUGCAGGAGAGGUUACAGCGGAGGUCAGGGGUCACGCACUCCCUCCACACUCAUCUCCUCUCUUUCAGACCCCCGCCCUCGAAGCUGAAGAAGUGAAGCAAGAAGAGGUGUGGUCCGACAGUGAGCACAACUUCCUGGACCAUGACAUUGGCGGGGUUGCCGUGGCACCGUCACACGGCUCCAUCCUGAUUGAGUGUGCACGGCGGGAGCUCCACGCCACCACCCCCAUCCUCAGACCAAACCGCAGACACCCCACCCGCAUCUCCUUGGUCUUCUACCAGCACAAAUCCCUGAACGAGCCGGGCCACGGGAUGGCUGUGUGGGACGCCAAAAUGGCCAAGCGGGAACGGGAUCGGGAGGAGGAGGCGGAGAGAUUAAGAACGGGGUGCAGCUUGAGCAAAGAGGAGAACGGCUCUGGAGGGGUGGAAGGGGAGGAGGAAGUAGGUGGUGAGGGAGAGGAGAUGAGGAGAGUUACAAACAUCCCAACACGUCAAGCUUGGACACUCCCUAGAGACGGGGUCAUCACCGUGUCCCCGUACGCUCUCACACAAGUGACCGGCCCAUACAAUCGCUGGACUUAGUCGCCACAUUUCACAAACACACAAAACUCCUGAAACAAUGCGCUUCUGCCUUACCUCAAUCCGCUUCAAACCGCCUCGCUCCUACUCGCGUCGUCUUCUUUGUACUUUUCUAAAACCCACAGACUUCGUCCUUCUCAGUCUCUGCCUUUACGACGAGCAGAAGGACCAAAGCUUUUGCUGUUUUGGGCUUUUUAACUGUGAGUUUUUGGUGCUGGUUUUUAAUGUAAAGAGAUGGUGCUUCGAAGCAUUUAAAGAUGUUUUUAAACUGGCUUUAUACACGUGAUUAAGAACAAAAAAAGAUGUGAUUAUUUAUUCUGAUUCUAAUGAUUUCUAUUUAAUUUCCUGUGUACGCCUGUUUACUGCAAGAUUUCUAUGAUGAACCUGCAUUGAGUUGUGCAGAAGGAGUGUACUUUUUAUUUCAGCCAAUCGUUUCUCCUUGGCUUUUAUACUGGUGCCAUUCUCACUGUAAACCUUGUUUUAAACAAACACCACAUCAUGGAGACUAAUAACGAGCUUAUAUUUACUACAGACUGUCACAUGUAGCACGGUGAAUGAAAUGUACUUCUUUGGUUUGUGUUCUUUUUUUUUCUUCCAUCUGGAUGUAUUUUUUCUGCUUAUUCUUCACAAAUAGGGACGACAAUAAGAAGCACUUUGUUUCCUAACUUGAAAAAAAUAAUACACAGUCUACAAACCUGAAUAUGCAUGUCCAGACAGACUCAUACACAUGGUCACGUCUUUGUUUCUCAGUAUUUUUAUUUGCUUUAUAAAUGGCAUACAUAUCUAAUUAAAUUAAAAACGCUGCAGGAAUCAGGAAAUGCUUGUUAGCUGGACACUUCAUUUAUACCGAGCACCUGGAAUUCAACUUUUUCAAUGGGAACAAGUGUGAUUUUUGGGUUACUCUUCAUUUUACUGGUGCUACAGAGACUUGCUGCAUGUUUUUAUUUUCAUAAAGGUGCAAAACAUCAGCUACAUCAACUUAGUAUUGCAAGUUUAAGAACAAAAAACUGUUGGCCUCAUGCUGAAUUAUCAAACUACGGCAUAAACCAUUUAAAAAAGCUAAUGACUGCGAAAUUUCGAUCGCUCAACCCAUGUGGGAACUUUGUCUACAGGCUGUUUUCUGUUAAAAAAAAGGUGAGUGAAUCAAGAUUUUUUUAACCCAUGAAAGAGAAGCUCUUCAUUUUAACACAUCUAAGACUUUUUUUUAGCACAACCCUUUACUGGUAUGCACACUAACACUGACGACAGCAUUUCAAAUCAAAUAAAUGUGGUUUUGUACACUCUUAACCCUCUGGAGGCAGGCGUUGCAGAUUUGCAACAUUAAAACCUACCUGGUUACUCCACAUACAUACUUCAUGAGCAUUUUUUAACUCAGAAGUACCCCUGAAGGACUUAGUUGUUCGUCCUUUUAUCAAAACUUAUUUUGAGCCUGAGAGGGUUAAACUCUCUUGGUGCUAAUGAGACAAGAUGUCAAGGUGCGUUAACACGUACAUUGAACCCACCACACCACCGACCCAACCUGGUUCCUUACUGUACAACGGUGAUGGCGUGGUGCUUUUACAUUCAACACAAAGUUUGUUUUAUUCUUCUUUGGAUCAAGAUCAGACACAAAUGCAUUCAUCGUGUUUGUUCAGUUGUCCACGCACAGUCGAUGUCUUCCGUCAUUGUUCAAAAAUGAAUGUAAACUAUUUAGAAUCCAUUGAUAUAGAAAGAACAGUUUUCAAGCCUGGUGGGGCAAUUUUUUAGUUGUAAAUGUUUAUUUUUGUUUUCCGGGACAUUUUCAAACCACAUGGAACAUUUUUGUAGAAACCAGUGAGCACCAGCAUUCAGAAUAACUGUAAAUAUGUAUGUGAACCACAUUGUUUUUACUGUACUGUUAAUCGUGUUUAGACAAUGGAUGAUCUGACUUGGAAACUGAAUUACUGUAAGUGGCUGAAAGUAUGUUCAGUUUAGACCCAAGAAGAGACAACAUUUAGCAUUCCUUCUAUGGAUGGCUGAUCUCUUUCAGGAUUGUGAAAUAAAGUCAUAUUUAUAUUUUGGACCUUAUAA